This is a messenger RNA of Contarinia nasturtii (swede midge), 510 nucleotides long. RefSeq lists its product as uncharacterized. Lineage: Eukaryota; Metazoa; Arthropoda; Insecta; Diptera; Cecidomyiidae. The coding region runs from base 6 to 410 and encodes 134 amino acids. The record is from RefSeq and is a predicted model, not a curated record. The transcript has 2 exons.
GAAAGAUGACAUCUUUAUUUGUUGCGGUUUUUAGUAUUCUAGCAAUAGUAAUUGUUAGCGAAGCUGGUGAUACACCAACUCCAACUACAACUUGCAAGUGGACACAAUACCCAGUAAAUGGGUACAAAGAUUUGGCGAAAGCAUUGAAAAAAUAUCUGUGUGACCUGUUUCAUGAAGAUUUUAAAGUCAAAAUCAUCAUUGCAGUUCAAUGUUCAAUUCCGGACUAUAAUCAAAUCAGGGUGUAUUUCAUACUAAAAAGAAAGGGACAGAAGGAUCGGUUGUAUUAUGCUGACUUGGAAAUAGGUAUUACAGGAAAACUCGUAGUUAAAAAUGUCGACGAUUUAGGACCAUAUGAGUAUCCAGGCAAAUCAAGUUCCAGUUCAUCCAGUUCGGAAGGUUGCAAGUGUUAAUCAAACCAUAUAUUCAUAAUCACUAUUGAACUGUAUGCAGCAAACAUGUUUCGUGGAUAGAAAAAAAAUCCGUAAUAAAGAGACAUCAAUAUUCUUUAAA